Acanthaster planci (crown-of-thorns starfish) is the source of this 3615-nucleotide messenger RNA. RefSeq names its product N-alpha-acetyltransferase 35, NatC auxiliary subunit (gene naa35). The record is from RefSeq and is a predicted model, not a curated record. Gene Ontology annotation, biological process: N-terminal peptidyl-methionine acetylation. NCBI's taxonomy places the organism in Eukaryota, Metazoa, Echinodermata, Asteroidea, Valvatida, Acanthasteridae. Gene Ontology annotation, cellular component: NatC complex.
GGAAAAUGGGCGAAGUGACUGUAUUGCAAGGUGAAUGGAAGGUUCACCACCGGCACUUGGUGGCGCCAUUUAUUGAACAGCAACAUGUCAGAAAUGGCAGACGACGGACAGUCGGUCACAAAUUCUGAACCCGGGGCUGGUGCAAAUAUGUUUGCCCAGCCUUCCAGGGAAUGUUAUGAUUUUGAUGACAGGCCAAAUAUCACACAAAUGAGAGAGGCCCAAGGUAUCAAGUAUAACUGGCUGGACAUCACAGAGGAGUUCACUGAAGCGGCAUCCGAGCUGAAGCUUGGGGAACUCUUGCACGAUGCAAACUUCGGUUUAUUUGAAGCUAUGUCGGCCAUCGAGAUGAUGGACCCCAAGAUGGAUGCAGGGAUGAUGUGCAACCAGACAGGACGGCAGGUCAUGGGCUUGGAGCAGUCCAUCAAGGAGAGAGACCUGAAAAUCAAGGAUCUGUCACCCGAUGAAGUGAUCGGGAUCAUUGACAACACGCUGGCAUGCAUAGCCACAUGGUUAGAGGGGCACUCGCUGGCCCAGACUGUGUUCACCAACCUCUACACGCACAACCCAGAUCUCAUUGAAGACCGCUGCAUCAGGGCCUUCACGCUGGCCGUGCUGAAGAUAGUGGACAUCGUCAAAGACAAGGUGGUCCGAGCUUCCGUAUUUGAAGAGGAGGAUUUCCAGUCAAUGACGUACGGUUUCAAGCUGGCCCACAACGUGACCGAUCUCAGGGUGGUGGGAAUGCUGAGGGAAGUAGAGGAAGAAUUCAACCGCAAAAUCAAGAGCACAAGGAGCCGACAGGGCGAGGAACGAGACGCAGCCACAGAGCUUCAGCAUGAGCAGUGCCUGGCCAUUCAGUGCCGCAUCAAGUUCUGCCGGAUGUUCUACACCGCCCUUCUCGCAACCAACAAAAAAGAGGUGAAGCAAGGAGUUGAAGAAGCAAGGAAGCUGCUCGUCCAAGCGGCCGACCUCCUUCCGCUCAUUCACAAGUCCAUCCAUCUGGGCAUUCAACCAGAGACCACUCAGAGUACAGCAGACAAAAAGGACCGAGUCACUGAUUUCCCUCUGAUCAUGGGCUUUGAGCCGCUGGUCAACCAGAGACUCCUACCACCUACCUUCCCUCGCUACUCCAAGAUCAUUGACCGCCCUGCUGCUGUCACGUACUUCGAGGGCCUGGUUGGGAGACUGAGGACGGUCUGUGAGGUCACCAACCUGAACUCCUUCCAUGCUAUCAUGGAUUUCAUUGGUGAAUUUAGCAAGCAGUGCCCCUGCGUUCUGUCCCGCUCGGUCCUGCACCUCCUCUUCCUUCCCUUCAACAACAAGAAGGUGUUUGGCGUGGAGCUGGUGCAGGACUCCCUGCGGGAUUGUAUCAGGUCCUUCGUCCACCCCCUGGCGCUCCUCCCCAAGUCACCCAUCUACAACAACCCCCAGGUCAAGGAGAUGGUGGACUCACUGUUGCUGCAUGCUGUCAGGCCCAUGUGUACCAUAGUUCAGAUACAGGGCCACAACCGAGCCAGACAGCGCGACAAACUUGGCCAGGUUUUAGAGGAGCUCGCUAAUCUUCAGGAUGAGGCUGAGAAGGUAGACGCCGGCAUUCUCUCCUUCAUGACCAAGUCAGAUCCCAAGUGGCCCCACCAAGCGUGCUUUGGCAGCUGGGUCAUGUACCACACGCUGCGGACCAUGAUACGCUACGUCCUAUCGGGCUUUGAGCUGGAACUCUACGCCACUCAUGAGUAUCAUUACAUCUAUUGGUAUCUUGCCGACUUCCUGUACGCUUGGUUCAUCUCCACCGUCACCAGAGCAGACAGCAUGCUCCAGGACAACGAGGCGGCGUUCGCCGAACCGGCCGCGAAAGGCCGGAGCAACAAGAAGAAGAACAAACGCCGCAAGGUGCGGCCGUUUGAGCGGGAGCUAACUAUCGCACAAGCCUACCAGCUGCUGUGCUCCGCGUAUUACAAGGCUGUUGUGGGUUUCACCAUGGACAACAAACUCCGCCGACCCAACUGUAUGUUUGACAACGAGAAGGUGCGGUUUGAGCACCGCUUUGCCGCCUUCAGUGCGGUCCUGACCCCGCCCCUGGUGCAGUACGAGACCUUCUGUGAGAUGACGGACGUUCGUAAGAUGGACGCCAGCCGUACCCCGCUGGACAUGUACUUCACCGCCUACAAAUUCUUCAUGCAAGCCUCCACCGUGCUGGAGAAAAUCCCCAACCUGACGUCAGAGCUCAAUGCGAUCGUCCGAGUUGCCAAGACCAACGUGGUGGUCAUCAAGCUACUGAUGGGAGGCCACAAGAGAGAUUCCAAAGUGCCCCCGGAGUUUGACUUCAGCACCCAUAAUAUUUUCCCCAUCAUCAAACUCAAGUAAGCUGAGACUGUCUCCACAAGACUUCAAGAGCACAAUUUCUUCGCCGAAAUCAACCUGAAAUUGGGCAGGGCGGUCUCAUCAAGGUUUGAACAGGAUGUCGCGAGAGACUGCAAAGUAGCGCCGGAGUUGGAGUUCAGCACUGUAGCAUCUUCAAAGCAAUCAAAACCAAGCUUGGAAUGUCACAUCGAGUUGACUGAUGAGAGACCGUGGGAUAAACUCCAGCGUACCUACACUUGCUUUGAGUUUGACAUGCACUCAAGAGUGUCUUGCCUGGGAUUAAACUCAAGUAAGCCAAGAUUUUCACCCUAUGAUAUCCAUGAGAAAAACUGUAUAAAGUUACAUGUUUAGUUUGGCACUGCACUCACAAUAUUUGUGCCUUUCUGUUGUGUACGAGCGCCCCUUUCAGAGGAGGGACACUGUGAGAUGACAGAUAUUGGAUCUCUAUUUUGCCGUGGACACGCCUCUGCCCACUAGUCAUGCUGCUUGGAGUAUUCGUGAAAGUUACCCAAGCAUAUGUUUGUUGUUCCUGUUGGGAAUGCACGUCGCAGCUCAAGUCAAGGAGACUGGGAUCUGAUGAAUUUUUUUUGUGAAGUUCACGCAUUUGGCACUCUGCCCGAACCCUUCUUCGGUAAAAUUGGUGAACUCAUCACUGGACAUUUAGAAUUGUUUUAGACUUGUUUUGACUUUCCUACUCCUGAGGUAUUUAUAAAUGUAAAUAAAUAUGCGCAUGGCUGCCCUCGAUAUUUAAGACUGCCGCAGGAGAAUGGAUGCUGAUUUGAUGUCCCUCGCCAUUGGUGCAUCACAUUUUUUGGGGGCGCCACCUGUUGUAUUAUGUGUCAGGCACACGCGCCUAUUUCCGUACAAGAUAACUGGUUAUGACUUCUCACGCCAGGAACGCAUGUACAUAUAUUGAAAUGGCUAAGGGGGUGUUUGAAUGAAAUAACAUUGUUUGAAAGAAUCGUCAGUAAUUUUCAAGUCCUAUUUUGAUUUGACAUUCCGACACAAAAGACCCAGCAGUUACAAGUAUUGUAAUUAAACCCCAAAGUUGAAAAGGUAUCGGUCUGUUACCGUGACAACACUCAGCUUUACCUGAUCCCUGCAAAGCCCCAACUUCAAUAAGCGAAAAAUUUGUUAAGUGUGAAAAACCCUUGCUUGACAAGUCAGGUUACCAGCCGAGAUGUAUAUUGUUUUGGAACGGUAUUUACCUGUCUUUUGGUGAGCCUGGCAAUCACACAGAGUUUGAGCUGGUAACUU